Heteronotia binoei (common prickly gecko) is the source of this 417-nucleotide messenger RNA. RefSeq names its product keratin-associated protein 5-4-like. The transcript has a single exon. The coding region runs from base 1 to 417 and encodes 138 amino acids. The record is from RefSeq and is a predicted model, not a curated record. Lineage: Eukaryota; Metazoa; Chordata; Lepidosauria; Squamata; Gekkonidae.
AUGUCCUGCUGCUGUGCUCCAACCUGUGCCAUCCCCUCCUGCCCCCAGCCUUGCUGCUCCCAACCGUGCUGCUCCCAACCGUGCUGCUCCCAACCGUGCUGCUCCUCGUGUAGCUACCCCGUCGGUGGCCUGGGCUCCCUGAGCUGCUGCAACAACGCAUGCUGCAACAACACAUGCUGCAACAAUUCAUGCUGCAAUUCAUGCUGCGGCACCUCGACUUCAGCACGUUGCCUGGGCUACACCAGCGGGGGCAACAUCGGCUGCAUCAACCAAAUCCCACCCUCGGAAGUUUGCAUUCAGCCCCCGAAGUGUUGUGUUAUAAUCCCCGGUGCAGUCCUCGCUGCCACCUGCGAGCCCGUGCGUGUCGGAGGCUACACGGCCUGCGGCGGCUGCGCCCCUUGCGGUCGCAUCUGCUAA